This is a messenger RNA of Gongylonema pulchrum, 624 nucleotides long. Lineage: Eukaryota; Metazoa; Nematoda; Chromadorea; Rhabditida; Gongylonematidae. The record is from the annotation of a GenBank genome assembly.
AUGGAUAACUAUUUGGACGGAUUGCGCAGCAUGCGCUUGUAUCGUCAGGCAAAUUUGCUGCCCACAACAUCCAGUUCGCAGCACUUUACGCUGGAGAAUAUCGCAAGCUAUACGAUGGAGCUGGAUAUUGGCGAUCACCGUGGAUUCAGUACUUUCACGCUGCGAGGAGUGCCACUUUUCCUUGUGGAUGCGUUCAAUAUUCUGCGUAUCAGUGGUCUUGACGCAAGCGGUAUCUUCCGCAAAGAAGGCAAUAUUGGGCGUUUGAAAACUUUUUCGAUGCAGACGUUUUUUGGUGGCAAGAAAUUACCGGAAGACUGCACAACGCACGAUUUCGGAGAUCGUCACGAAGCUCAUCGCAUGACUGUUGAGAACAUUGCUCGAGUUUUCGCACCUUCACUGUUCCGUGAUAAUCCACCGCCAGCGCCAAGUAAACGAAAAAGAGGGUCCCAGGACGAUCUGAUCAUUAGUGUGCGAAAUGAAAAUGAGCUUCGAAUUGCAAUCAUAAUUGAUUUAAUUGAUAAUGCGCAUAAGAUUGGCGUACCACGUGACUAUUAUCUUGCCUCACGUCGUCCUUCUGACGCUACGCAGAAAAAAUACAUCGUCGGUAUCGGCAGCAAAGCAUAA